Molecule: messenger RNA, 1524 nt
Organism: Fusarium keratoplasticum
Lineage: Eukaryota; Fungi; Ascomycota; Sordariomycetes; Hypocreales; Nectriaceae
Product: MFS domain-containing protein
Exons: 3
Coding region: 1-1524 (507 amino acids)
Biological process (GO): transmembrane transport
Cellular component (GO): membrane
Molecular function (GO): transmembrane transporter activity
Source: RefSeq, a predicted model, not a curated record
AUGGCAUCUGACAAAGUCGCCGAAGGCCAAGGCGACGGCACCGUUGAAAUGGUCGAGCUCAAGGGACAGCUGAACCAGAACCGUCUUGCGCCUGCCCAGGCCAUGUCCGAGGAAGAGUUCCUGGAUGCUGAAAAGAAACUCAAGCGCAAGCUGGAUAUUCGCCUCCUGGCCUGUGUUUGGCUCAUUUUUGUACUCAACUACUUAGAUCGGAACAACAUUGCUGCUGCCAAAGUCGCUGGCUUGGCAGACUCCCUCAACCUCACCGCUGCUCAAUAUGCCACCGCCGUGGCAAUUCUCUUUGUCGGAUACGUUCUGAUGCAAAUACCAUCCAACAUGUUCCUCGCACAGCUGCGUCCAUCCCUGUACCUGCCAGCGUGCAUGGCGCUCUGGGGCCUUCUGUCAACUCUGACAGGCAUCAUCCACAAUGCAGCUGGCUUGUACGCCAUUCGGUUCUUCCUGGGCUUUGUCGAAGCAGCCUUUUAUCCCGGUGCACUAUUCCUCAUCUCCUCCUGGUACAAGCGAUCGGAAAUGGGGCUUCGAAGCGCUAUUCUGUUCUCUGCUACUCAGCUAGGCAGUGCUUUUAGUGGUCUCAUCGGUGGAGGCAUCAAGAGUGGGCUUGAAGGCGCACGAGGAUUGGAAUCGUGGAGAUGGCUGUUCCUCAUUGAGGGUUCAAUCACCAUCUUCGUCGCCAUCUUCUCAUCCCUCUCGCUGCCUGACUGGCCUUCGACAACGCGGUGGCUCACCCCAACCGAACGCGCCGUUGCUGAAUGGAGACUGAUCCAAGACGCGGGACAGGUGGACGAAGAUGACGAGAACUGGACCUAUGGCUUCAAGUUGGCCUUUAAGGACUGGCGACUGUACAUCUUUGCCUUGAUGUUCUUCUGCCUGCAAGUUGCCGCUGCAACCUCCAACUUCUUCCCGUCCGUGGUUCAGACUUUGGGCUACAGCAAGACAGCGUCUUUGCUGUUGACGGCGCCCCCAUACUUCCUGGGGCUUAUCUUCUCCAUUGCGAACAACUGGUCGGCCGAUCGACUCCAGAACUCGUCCUUCCACGUCAUGUGGCCUCUGGCCCUCGCAAUCGUCGGUUUUGUCGUGGGCGCUGCUGCUCUGCAAACCGGACCACGAUACUUCGCCAUGAUGUUGAUGGUCGGUGGUGGUCAUGGAGCCAAUGCUGUUGUGCUGGCCUGGACGCAAAAGACGAUGCUCCGACCUAGGAUCAAGCGUGCUGCUGCCGUAGCCUUUGUCAACGCCUUUGGCAACAUUUCACAAGUCUGGACUUCAUACCUCUGGCCAGACUCUGACAAGCCUCGAUACGUGCUGGCCAUGUCGGUCAACUCUGGCUUUGCUCUUGGGACAAUACUUCUUGCUCUUGUCAUGCACAUCGUUUUGCAGCGCGCCAACAAGAAACUGGACUCGGGCGCCGAGGUGUCUGAAGUUAUGAAGGGAGAGUCUCACGCUCAAGUGGCGGGCAUGACGGAGGAGGAGCAGCAUGACAGCCGAGCAGCAUUCCGCUUUGUCACUUGA